Molecule: messenger RNA, 6916 nt
Organism: Mesocricetus auratus (golden hamster)
Lineage: Eukaryota; Metazoa; Chordata; Mammalia; Rodentia; Cricetidae
Gene: Ntm
Product: neurotrimin
Exons: 8
Coding region: 705-1775 (356 amino acids)
Cellular component (GO): neuron projection
Source: RefSeq, a predicted model, not a curated record
CGCUCGAGCCUCUGCUGCGCUGCAGAGACGACAGCCCAGGCUGCGGCGCGCAUCUGGGCUCCGAGGAAGUUGACCGAGGCUCUGCGGCAGGAUUUCGGAGUCCGGAUUGCACGAAGCCGGCUUAGCAGUAGCCUCCUGGCACCAUCCGGACCGCCUCUAGCGUGCUCCACUUUCCAUCUGCUAUUGUUCCAGAUUGUUUCUGGCGGUGAGCCUUGCUCUGAAACUUAAGAAAGUGCUAGAUUUCCCCUUGUUCGACUGAGGAAUCGCAGACCACAUCUGGGUAGCUGGAUGCAACCCAGCCACAGCCCUGUUGGAUACCAAAGUGCUUACUCCUGUCCAAAGUGCCAUGCCUGAACUGCUACAGGGAAGAGGCAGCUCCUGAGACCCGCACCUGUGCGCUUGCUUGCCUGCCUUGCGUUUCUCCUUCCCGGCCACCUUCCUGGACACAGGCAGCACCGAGAAAGUCCUCGGAUGUGUGCCGCGGAAACUGGUUCUUGGAGACUGGCGAACUGAGGCUGGAUUUGAGGGAGGAAUAUUAGACUUGGAGGAGUCUGCGCGCUUUUCUCCUCCCAGUGCAACGCGCGGUCGCCGCUAGUUCAUCGCAGGGUCCCCGCGCUCACUCCCCACCCCACCCACUUCCUGUGCUCGCCCAGGGGGCGUGUGCGUGCUGCUGCCGGAGUUCUGGGAAGUUGUGGCUUUCGAGAAUGGGGGUCUGUGGGUACCUGUUCCUGCCCUGGAAGUGCCUCGUGGUCGUGUCUCUCAGGCUGCUGUUCCUUGUACCCACAGGAGUGCCGGUGCGCAGCGGAGAUGCCACCUUUCCCAAAGCUAUGGACAACGUGACGGUCAGGCAAGGGGAGAGCGCCACCCUCAGGUGUACAAUUGACAACCGAGUUACCCGGGUGGCCUGGCUAAAUCGCAGUACCAUUCUCUAUGCUGGAAAUGACAAGUGGUGCCUAGAUCCUCGUGUGGUCCUCCUGAGUAACACCCAGACCCAGUACAGCAUCGAGAUCCAGAAUGUGGAUGUGUAUGACGAGGGUCCUUAUACCUGUUCGGUGCAGACAGACAACCACCCUAAGACCUCCAGGGUCCACCUCAUUGUACAAGUAUCUCCCAAAAUUGUGGAGAUUUCUUCAGAUAUCUCCAUUAAUGAAGGGAACAACAUCAGCCUCACUUGCAUAGCCACAGGCAGACCGGAGCCUACAGUAACCUGGAGACAUAUUUCUCCCAAAGCUGUCGGCUUUGUGAGUGAAGAUGAGUACCUGGAAAUUCAGGGCAUCACUCGGGAGCAGUCAGGGGACUAUGAGUGCAGUGCUUCCAAUGAUGUGGCUGCCCCAGUGGUGCGGAGAGUGAAGGUCACCGUGAACUAUCCACCAUACAUCUCAGAAGCUAAGGGUACAGGUGUCCCCGUGGGGCAGAAGGGGACUCUACAGUGUGAAGCUUCAGCAGUCCCUUCAGCAGAAUUCCAGUGGUUCAAGGAUGACAAGAGACUGGUUGAAGGAAAGAAAGGAGUCAAAGUGGAAAACAGACCCUUCCUCUCAAAGCUUAUCUUUUUCAACGUCUCUGAACACGACUACGGGAACUACACGUGUGUGGCUUCCAACAAGUUGGGCCAUACCAAUGCCAGCAUCAUGUUAUUUGAACUAAAUGAGCCUACAAGCUCAACUUUAUUGCAAGGCCCGGGUGCUGUUAGUGAAGUGAACAAUGGGACGUCAAGGAGGGCAGGCUGCAUUUGGCUCCUCCCUCUUCUGGUCUUACACCUGCUCCUCAAAUUUUGAUGGGGGUCCCAGUUCCUGCUGGGGAGAGCUGCCGCCACUGCAUCUCAAUACAACAGCACCGCAACACGACAGCGACAAGUCAGAAUCCAGUGAAAUUCAGAUAAUCACAGCCAAUGGGACAGAAUUCGAGGGAGGGGAACAAACAAUACCGUGGGAAGGAAAAAAGCUUAAAAAAAAAAAAAGGAAAUUUGAAAAUUGCCUUGCAGAUAUUUAGGUACCACUGAGUUUUCUUUCUUCCCCCAAACGGGAAGAAGGCACACCUGGCUUGGACCCACCCACAAGCUGCACUGUGUGACCUCUCUGUUGCCAGGGUGGGCAAGGGCUCAGCCACUCUGCCCACUAAAGUGCCCCACCAUGGAACAUUCUGGAGUCGGCCACCCGAAAUUCCAUCGGUCCAUAGAGACAAGCACAGAGUGAGAAACAGGGGCCUAGAUGUACCGCAGAGGGCCCUUUGGUGGGCUGCGCCGUGGUGGCAUGUGUCAUGAAGUGUGAAAUCAGAAGAAAAAAACAAAGGACAACAACAACAGAAAAAAAGAAAGAAAAGGAAACAAGACAGCCUGACAGCUCCAUAAUCUCACAAGCGACAGUCACAAAACAAUAUUGUUAAACUUUUGUUUUCUCAUUUUACCACAUGGACAUCAUGGAUAAUAAGGGAUUCUGAUUCAUUAUUGAUUUUAUUAAUUAUAUUUUCUGAUAUGAGUCUAGAACUUAGUGCAAAAGCAAGAGACAAAACUAAGAAUACACAGCAGAGGGGAGAGGAGAAGUGUGUUUAUUAAGCAUUAAAAGCAAAUAGUGUACUUUUUACCUAGGUUUACAACUGGUGGACCACACACCCGGUCCUAACCACCCGGUGAGGAUUUGGAAAAUCCACCAGACACACAUCUGAUUUAACACACACUCCACCAGCGUUACAGCUUCCUCCUCAUUCUGGCGUUACAUUCAUGCAGACAGCACUAUGGUAUCUGCCUACUGCUUAGAAAUGGAAGGUUGAUCUGCACUCUAUCUUGGUUUGUUGGCUAUGCUUCUUUUGAUGACAUAUAUUAUACAGUAUAUAUAUAUACAUAUAUUUUUUUUGUUAGAGUUCUAGCCAUUUUGUUUCUCAGCAGGGUCCUUUCUCAGACAUUACUGCAUGCUGUAUAUGGCGUUAGCUGUGUGUUGAUCUUCUAAAAGAUGAUAGAGUUUACUGGUAAUUGUGUAAUCAGAUCCUUCCUCUUUUUUUCUCGGGUUAUUUACAUGUCAGAGACAUUUCUAAAAAGCAGAAAGGACAACAGAAACAAUAACUAAUACCAGGCGCAGCAUCUUUUCAGGUGUGGCUCUCUGAGGCAGAGGCCACCAGCUUGGCUUCCCCAUCACACCUUGGGGCAUUAAUGGACAGCAAGCAACUGAACCAACUAAACCAACAGUCAGUAAUCACUUGCUUUAGCCCAUUACGGGGAAUCCCUGAUGCCUUUGUGACUACUGGAGAACUUAAUCCUCUUGGUUUAUUUUAUUUAAUUUUCCACCUUCGUGUGAGUGUGUAUGAAAGAGAAGAAAAAUGCAGUUUUUAGGUAACCAUUUUUUUCCUUCCCUGAAGUCUGGGGACCAGAAAGGCCUCGGGGAGGGGUCCUGGAUGUGAUGAGGGAAAGUGGGGGUUGGGGGAUAGGGGAGGGAUGGGUUGUCUCUGACUUGACAUUAAAAAGUGUUCCAUGUCCCUCUUCACUUGGUGUGAUACCUCAUUCUGUAAUGGGGUGGGGGUGUGAAUUUGCCUGGCUGGCUGAAUAAUGGAGGUGGGGAUGCUGUACUGCUCCUGGGAGGGGCAGGAACUUGCCUUGGCAAGUGUUCAGCUAAAUAGACAGUGGGGUUUGAGACUUCCCCCAUCCUCCCUGCUGAUGCAAGGACAACCAAAAUUUUGUGGGGACCUUGUCUUCAAUACCUUCAGGGAGUCUUGUUGGAAACUAUCACCAUCCUGCUGUUCAUCAGUUCCCUUGUGGGUCAGAUAGUCAAGUCUGGUCACCGCUGUUAGUUCCAAUGAUUUCAUCAUGGUGUUUAUGAAAUAACCCCAAAUCUUAUGAAUUAAGAUUCUGAGGACUGACUGCCUUCCAUGUUGGCCACCACCACUCCCAAACCUCACUUAGACACAUAAAUUAAGAGGAAAGAAAGGUUUUAAUAUAACAAUAUUCAAGUAAUUCUAAGACAGAUUCUGGAAAUGAAACAAUAGAAGAUUGAUUGUGAGUCAGAAAUGAGGUGUUGGCCUGAUAAGUCAGGAAUUACAGCCCUUGUGAAUUUAGGCCUUGCCUGAAAGGAGUCAGGGUAUUUGUAAGGAGUACUGGCAUUUCCAGCCACCACUAGCAACACUGACAUGGAAUCCCUGGCUUUAUUUCUCUUUGUACCUUCACUGGAAAUUUCAUGGACCAGACAACUUAAUAGUGUAUGGAACAGUCUGGCUAGGUCUUGUAGACAUGGGCUGCAUUGGUCUUACCCCUGCCCUGCCCUGUCCCAGAACCACUGGAAGUAGUGGGUCUUAUAUUUUCUUAGGAUGCAAAGUAUGAGCAGAAAGGUGAGACAGGAAUUAAAAGCAGAGAGUGAUUUAUGAGAUGCAGCAGGUAAGCAGAAUGGGACUUAUUUCCAAAACAGGGCUCUCCUGGAAUGGAAAAAGUAUAAGGAGUUGAUGCUGGGAAGCCUGUAACCACUUAUUCAUAUAGGAAAGUACUUUAUAGGUCGGCCCAGAGACACAAACCCAUUGUUUUCUGUUAUACUGUGUGCUCAAUUUUCUAUAAGCCUAAAACUGCUCCAAGAAAUAAAGUCAAUACUUUCUUAAUUAUAAGGGCAAAAAGAAUGAAGGUGCCAAGUGAGAGUUUCUAACCCUCCCAUGCUUCUGUUCACACUGGAGGAUUUAGCUUACACAUCACAGCUCACUGGAAUUAAGCAGAGAAAGCAUGGGUGAGUCUCUUGUUUCUAAAGUGGAAGCCAGAAAUCUUCCUGGAGAGGCUGUGUCAGAACAGUUGCAAAGAUACACUAUCCAAGCUUCACUUACUGAGACAAGAGAACACAACUCCCACCUCUGUUGGAAUAGAUUUCUCUUUCAAAUAUACCACCGCUAGAUAUCCAUGAGCUGCUACUAUACUACCAUUUGCUGACAUUACCAAUAUUCUUGUCACUAAUCAUACCUUAGAUCAACCUAUGACCAUCAUGCCCUGUGUUAAUAUCAGCCAGGACCAGCACUGUAAGGCAGCAUUGAUGAGUAAGACUUAGUCCUAUCACUGUCAAUUCAUGCUCCUUUUUCCUUGUGGAUCUUUGGUGAUAAGGUUAUGAAUGAACAUGUUCUUGCGAGAGCAUUUUCCCAUCUCUGAUGGGCUAUUGUAUCUUAGAAGUGAAAGUUUCUUCUCUGGUUAACAGAUCUAUGAGUCCCAGAUUGCUUGGAAAACUCAAAGUGAAUGGCACCCUCCUUCCCCAGCCUUCAAGUCAAUUGAGGGUUCAUCACAGGUGCAGGUAGGAGCUGAUAGGAACUUAGAGAAAAAAACUCUUGGGCCUUCCUUUGUUGGAAACGAUAAUCUGCUGGACGUGUUUAUUAGAAUCUGUGGAAACAAUCAUCCAGAAUAGAACCUGUGGUGACUUUUUACUUCGUGGCAAAUAGAAUAUAAGUUCAAGUAUACUGGACCACUUGUAACUCACAGAUGAGAAACCAUCCUACUUUAGAUCCACUCCAUCCAUCUCAAUAUUAGGAUGUCCCUUAGGGAAACUGCCAUCAGAGACUGCAAAUUACUAUACCAUGGCAGCCUAUAUGAAUGUAAAGAGGACAGCUGUAGACAAACAAACCCUAGUCAUUUUCACCAACAUUCCUUUAGUUCUCUUCACCUUCAAACAGAACAGGACAUACAGAUGUGCAAUGUGUUUCCACCCCCCCCAUAAAUGAGUCUCCCACACACAUACUCUCCACAGUGGGUCUGCAUGUCUAUCUUGGAGCAUGAUGACUACCCAUUCAAAGUUUGCCCUCUGACCUGUAGACAGUACCAAUUGGGAGCUAUGUUCGCAGUGAUGCACUAGUGACCACAUUGUGUGCUGUGGUUGGUGAUGGUAAAUGCCAGUUAUUUCUCUUCGAGAGGGCGAUAAGAUAGUGGAUGAAUUAACACAGAGAUCUGGUUGCAUGUUGGCACAUUUCACUAGCCUCUUCCAUCUUCAUUUUCUACUUUCUGGACCUUGAAUUUAUCUGGGAAGACAGUAGCCCUUGUCAAUCACAAGAAAAUACUGUAUAGAUGCUUGAUUAAAAAGUGUACAGUGUGAGCUCAGCAAAACAUGGAUGGUUUUCUAAUACUGCAAUUGUUAAUAAAAAAUGAGCUACUUGUCAUUUAAAGAGAAAAAUAUAUGCAAAGAGAUGAUUAUGGAAAACUAGCAAUCUUUGUUCAUGCAGAACCACAAUACCAGGUGACAAGUACACUUGGCCAAAAGCAUCUGUACAUGCCAGUCAUUUUCCUUUAGCAGACAAUCAGCUUAGAACAAUUGACAUCAGUGGUGUCUGAUAAAGGGAAUAAAAUCAUCUCUUUUCAAUUUACAGUUUUUAAAAUUCUAAGCCAAAUGCAAGAGCUAAUUUGACUCAGACCUUGUUCAUUGGUAUUUGAUUGUGUGGUUAGUAUUUCCUUUGUUAUUCUUUGGCUCCCCAAUCAAGCCACUCAAAGCAUUAGAUCUUCCUUCUCUCUAUUCUUAAUUCAAACAUUAUUUCCAUGAGCACUUGACUUCAUCCUCCUGUAAGGCACUAAAUGCAAAUUAAUAUCCUCAUGAUUUGUGAAUAAGAACUCUCUGAGUCUCUGCAUUUGUCUCCUACAUCUUCAUGAGUCUCCCAUCAUGCCUAUAUCCCAUGGUUUGAACCUUUAUAGAAAAGACCCCUUAUUUCCUGAGCUCAAGUUUAGAUUAGUUCUUUUAGUUUAAGUCUAAUGCAUUCUGAUACAUCAUCCUUCAUGAAGGUGACCUGGUUUGGAUUUAGCUUUUGAAUGCUGACUAUCCCCGUGCAAGCUUGCAAAUAACUUGAAUAAUUUCUUCUGGCAUAUGGUAAAAGUAUAUGAGUUCAUCUCUAUAAUUUGGAGGUUGUUGAUGUUUUUAUAAUGAAUAUUCCUCUAUCUAUGCAUCUCUCAUAUAUUUGAUUAAAGUUUCCUAGAGUGGCCAUAGCA